Messenger RNA from Exophiala oligosperma, 2425 nucleotides. RefSeq lists its product as uncharacterized. NCBI's taxonomy places the organism in Eukaryota, Fungi, Ascomycota, Eurotiomycetes, Chaetothyriales, Herpotrichiellaceae. Gene Ontology annotation, molecular function: transmembrane transporter activity. The coding region runs from base 365 to 2143 and encodes 592 amino acids. Gene Ontology annotation, cellular component: membrane. Gene Ontology annotation, biological process: transmembrane transport. The transcript is spliced from 2 exons. The record is from RefSeq and is a predicted model, not a curated record.
CGUCGGAAUGUACCCAUCCCGGAUGCCGGUCCUUCAACAAGGACAACAAGUAUUCCGUACCCAGUGCGCCCAAUGCCAUCUUUCUCCUCUGGAUACAAACACCAAUUACGUCAAGACUAAACCGGUUAUCUACACUCCUCUAUCAUUAUUAUCAAUCAAUUGUGCUGCCUGCGGUGUCUGGGAAUAUUCGAAAGUCCUUGUCUGUUAUCUGUAUUCCAUCUCAGUCGCCCAGAUGCGGUAAACGGGCGCCCAUACCGUGUUUCGCACCUCCACCUUCAUCCACCUCCCAACCUCGUAUUUCAGCACAAGUUGCGACGCAGGCAGUUGAUUGCUGUACUAGCGUGUGCUAUCUUCCUCAACCGGCAUGAUGGACCCUGAAGAAGUAUUUGCUGAAGAGGCACAAGAGGAGGCAGGUCUGUCGGAUAAUAGCGCCCCUGGUCCCGCCGUCGAGACACAAUUCCACGUCGGGGAUGGGGACGACGAGAGCACCGAAGGAGACGACGAGAAUAGCCCUUUGGUGAGCCCGCGUCGACGCCGUAAUGCCUCUCGAAAGACACCAUAUUCUCGCGCACGAACAAGCUAUGAACGUGCCAUCAAUGAGCCAUGGAACGGCGCACAUGGCUCUCAUGCGCUCCCAUGGUACAAGAAACCGUCAAUAUUCUGGCUUCUUCCAGCUUUCUUCCCUUUCUGUAUCGCCUUUGGUGGGAUCAUCGUCCCAAAGACAUAUCUGGUCUUGGAUCUGAUAUGUCAAGACUACCUCUCCGAUCAAGCUCGCAGGGAUCCGACGUUUCACUUCCUUCCCGUGGUUCUAGGUGACGAAAAUCCUCAAUGCCGGGAUCCAAAGGUUCAAUCUCGUGUUGCGACCUUCAACCUCGAGGCCAGUCUCCUCGCUGGCGUUUUCUCUGCCAUAAUUUCGCCUCACUUAGGCUCACUAUCGGAUCGGUAUGGCCGCAAAGGCAUCAUUGUGUUUGCAUCAUUAGGUGCUUUCAUGGCCGAAAUCAUCACCAUCAUCGUCGGUAGCAACCCUGGCAGCGUUUCCGUUUACUGGAUGUUGGUCGGCUUCCUUCUCGACGGUCUCUCCGGAUCCUUUACCACAGCCAUGGCCCUCUCAUUUGCGUACGCCAGUGAUUGUUCCGCUCCGGAACGCCGGAAUGUCGCUUUUGGGUACUUCCACGGUACAUUAUUCUCCGGUAUCGCUCUGGGCCCAAUUCUGGCAGGCUACUUGAUCAAAGUGACAGGCACGGUGAUGGUAGUCUUCUAUUUCGCCUUAGGCUGUCACGUAUUCUACAUACUUUUCAUCACUCUCUUUGUUCCAGAGUCCCUGUCCAAAGAGCGGCAGAUGCUUGCCAGAGAGAAGCGGCGUGACAAACGCGCAAGUACUCCCAGGAAAGACCUCGUCACAAAGCUUCGCAACUAUAAUCUCUUCAAACCUCUCUGGGUGCUCCGACCCACUGGCGAGGGCACGUCACCCGCCCUGCGCAAGAACCUUUUUGUUCUUGCUGCUAUCGAUACGAUGAUGUUCGGUGUGGCAAUGGGUACGAUGCAGAUUAUCAUCAUAUACGCCGAGUACCGCUUCGGCUGGACGGCUGUGGACUCGUCAAUGUUCCUGUCCGCGGUGAACGUUUGUCGGGUGCUUUGUUUAGUGCUCCUUCUCCCCCUUCUGACCCGAAUCUUCCGCGGCCCUGCUCCCGGCGGCGCCAGCAGUGCAGGCCACAAGGGUGCGGACAUGCUCGACAUCAAUAUUAUUCGCGGUUCGAUACUGUUCGAUUUGAUUGGCUAUUUAGGCUACGCGCUCACGCCGAGUGGCGCUAUCAUGGUGCUCGGUGGCAUGAUCGCUAGUCUUGGUGGGAUUGGGAGUCCGACAUUACAGUCCGCCCUGACAAAGCAUAUUCCUGCUGACCGGACGGGGCAGGUAUUGGGUGCAAGUGGACUGCUGCACGCGCUGGCUCGCGUGGUAGCUCCUACAGUAUUUAACUUGAUCUAUCGCCAAACAGUGGGCGUUUAUGCUGGCAUAGUUUUCCUAUGUCUUGCCAGUAUUUUUGUUGUGGUUUUCAUUCUGAGCUGGCUGCUUAAGCCAAAUGUAUACUUGCAUGACCACACUGCUUUUGAAGCUGAUCAUGAACAAGAUAGCCACGAUGGGUGAAACCCAUGAGCUGAGACAUGGUCUUGGUGUACAGUCAUCGAUUUGAUGUAUUAUAUCAGUACAUGUAUGUAAGAUGGAGGAUUUACUUUUGUUGUUCUGAGAUCUUUAGAUGCAUUUCCUUACCGUAAUUUGAGCGAUCUUGCUAGAUAUAGAUUUCUUUAAUUUCUAUGCUAUUUAGAAAGAUGGAAACGAAAGUUCAAAGCAGCUUAAGGUCCUUUUUAUGGCUCUCCAUCGGCCAAUAUACCUUAGGGCAGCUCAUCUCUUUUGGGGCAAAUAUUUGAC